AUGGUGCCGGGCGGUGCGGAGGCUUCCCCGGCCGGAGGAGGAGGGAGGGCGAGGACGGAGCGGAGCGGGGUGGGGCGGGAGCCGGGCUCCGGAGACAAGAGACCGGCAGCGUCCGGGAUCGGCGGGGCUCUGGCGCUGCCGGGGAAGCUACACCAUCCUCUUUCGGUACACAAAGCCGAAGCGCCCGCCGGCCGGAGUGCGAGUGCGAGUGCGAGUGCGAGUCGGACAGGGGGGCGCCGGUCCCCCCGGCGGCGACCGCCGCCUCCCUCCUCUUCCUCCUCCUUCUCCUCCUCCCCCGACGCGGCGCGGGGGAUCCUUGAGCCCGCCGGCCUCGCGCCGCCGCUGGGGAAGCCGGUCUGGGGACGACGACGCCGCAGGCAGGCAGACUUGCGUGCAGCUCCCGCUCCCGCCGCCGCUACCGAGGCCGUGUGCAACCGGCAGCAGGAGGAGGAGGAGGUGGAGGAGGAGGAGGAGGAGGAUCAGGAUCGCCGCCGCGAGGAGCCCGGGGAGGGGGCGGGGCGCGAGGCGAAGGAGCACGCACGCGCCAGCCCAACCCGGGGGAGGAGGGCUAGCGCCGAGAGGCGGGGGGGGGAGGUGGGGACUCUUUGUUGCUAUCCCAACCCCAUCCCGGUGGGAUUACUCCCUCCUCUUCGACGUGCCCAAGAAACCUCUGCCUCCUUUGCUGGAGGCCCCGGCAAAACCGUUCGGAAGGAGGAGACUCAGUCUAACCUCAGUCCGAGGGCCUCCCCGAAACGAGGAGAUGAAAAGAGAGAUUUCCCCCCUCCAUACUCCACCCCACUCUGCCCCCAGCUGGUCCUGCCUCUGGGAAGAAACCCCAGGCGCCACUGGGCGGGGGGGUUUCGUGCCAGAAUUGUAGAUGAAAAGCCCCCUUCUCUCCCCGCGACCUUGGUGGAGCUGGUGUAA
This is a messenger RNA of Phascolarctos cinereus (koala), 924 nucleotides long. The record is from RefSeq and is a predicted model, not a curated record. Lineage: Eukaryota; Metazoa; Chordata; Mammalia; Diprotodontia; Phascolarctidae.